Molecule: messenger RNA, 993 nt
Organism: Eublepharis macularius
Lineage: Eukaryota; Metazoa; Chordata; Lepidosauria; Squamata; Eublepharidae
Gene: UBALD2
Product: UBA like domain containing 2
Exons: 3
Coding region: 268-771 (167 amino acids)
Molecular function (GO): protein binding
Source: RefSeq, a predicted model, not a curated record
UACGCGAGGGGUGGGGGGGUGGGGAUAUCAACAUAGCCUCGUUCCUGCGGAUUGAAGCAAGACAGGAGGCCGAGGGUCGACUGGGCUGGAGCCUGUCGGAGGGGGGCUUCGGAUCCCGAGAAGGCGGUCCGUGUUUCGGGGUGGAAGAGGAGAAGGCGCCUUUGUGGAUUUUUCUCUCCCCCAAACACACGCGCAGACCGCCGCCGCCACAGUGAGUGCGCCUGGCUCUCCUCCUCCCUUCCUUGUUGUGGUUUCGUUUCUCUCGCCAUGUCGGUGAAUAUGGAGGAGCUCCGGCAUCAGGUCAUGAUCAACCAGUUCGUGCUGGCUGCGGGCUGUGCGGCGGAUCAAGCGAAGCAGUUGCUGCAGGCGGCCCACUGGCAGUUUGAGACUGCUUUGAGUGCUUUUUUUCAAGAAACCAACAUUCCCAGCACCCACCACCAUCAUCAAAUGAUGUGUACACCUAGCAAUACCCCAGCCACACCUCCUAACUUCCCAGAUGCUCUUGCUAUGUUUUCCAAGCUGCGGACUUCAGAGAAUCUCCAGAGCAGCAACAGCCCCAUCACGUCCAUGGCUUGUUCUCCUCCGGGUAGCUUCAGUCCCUUCUGGGCAUCAUCGCCUCCCAACCACCAACCUGCCUGGAUUCCUCCUUCGUCACCCACUAGUCACAACCUCCAUCAUCACCUCCACCAUCAGCAACCCAUGUGGCCUCCUGUAUCUCAGCAAGGGGGCCCCCAGCAGAAAGCAAUGACGGCAAUGGAUGGCCAGAGAUAAGACUUAACAUUUUAGAAUGGGGGAGAAUUUAGGGGGAAUGAUGGUAUUGCAGAUAUGAGGGGGGCAGUGGGAAGGGGUGGGGGGUAUUUUCCUGAAGAUCGCACUGGAAUAUUUUAUAGUUGUGGGGAUUUUUUUCCAUUUCGUUUUUCUUUUUUAAAACUGUUGGGAUGUCAUUCCUCAUCCCUUGUGACCCUCUUUUUUUUUCUACCCCUCCACCCCCCC